Molecule: messenger RNA, 1233 nt
Organism: Metarhizium guizhouense ARSEF 977
Lineage: Eukaryota; Fungi; Ascomycota; Sordariomycetes; Hypocreales; Clavicipitaceae
Source: the annotation of a GenBank genome assembly
AUGCCAUCUUCCAAGACUGAAGUUAUCCUCACGGGGAUCGACAAUUGGGACGACUGGCAGAAGUUUGUUGCAAGCUUAAUUGAUAUAGACAUCUGGGAAGCGAUUAAGCCUGCAAACCGAACUCAAGUGCUUCUACGAAAGCCAAGAAGACCGCAGGUAUCUGAUUUUAACGCAAACGCUCAGACUGAAGUCAAUCUUUCGGCAUCUCAAGUCAAUGCUUUCAGACUAGCCCGUGACAAUUGGAAAGACAGCUCUAAGGAGUAUGAGCAGCAGAAAACCAAUCUCAUCAAGGCUAAAAGUGUUAUCAUCAGCUAUGUGGAUGAGAGGCUAGGUCGUUAUCUCGACCAAGACCAUGAUCUCCCCCGCUGGAUUGAGAGUCUAUCUGUAGCCGUCAACGCCGAACAGACUAAGGCAACAGACGAACUUGUGAUAGAAUAUCAGCGGAUCAUCAAGUCAUUUAGGUGCACCGACUCAGCAACCUUCGCAGACUGGAUCUGGAAGUGGGAGAAUUUCCUCCUGAAAGCUGCACGACAUCGAAUGCUUGAAGUAGCAGGUGGUCGUUGGCUAUUCGACAUCGCCCGCCUUAUGGCCAAACAUAACGGCAACUUCACUGAUAACUGCAGACAAGCUGCAGAAUCACUUGUUUUGAAGACAAAAGACUACAAUCAAGCUGUUGAACAAGGAGUACAGCAGUUAUUGCAGCUCAACGAUUUUAGUGAUCAUGCCAGGCUGCGAGAGGCGGCAAUAGCAAUUCAAGGGGCUCUGAUCCACACCCCUCCCAACGCUACGGAUGCGAGCAAGGAAUGGUCAAUUGGAAGUGUAGCUGUCAAGUUACGGACCUGGGCCAGCUCAGCACUUCCAGCCCAACCAGAAAGAUCCUCCGCCAAAAGGGGAACAGCGUUCCAAGCUGAUACCAAGAAGGGUAAUCGGGAUGGAAGGGCAAGCCAAUCCCGAUCAGAUCGUAAAAGAGGGCGAUCAGACAACCAGCAGGAUAGCAACAAGAGACAAGAGUUGAGCUGUGAAGCUUGUGGCCAGCCGCGACAUGAUCUUAGUUCCUGUUGGUCAGCUAUUCCAGAACUUCGGCCAGGAGGAGUACCUGCGAAUCACCGCCUAGAAGGCCUGGUGAGGAAAGUCCUGGCAGCCGAUCCGGAACUAAAGCCUAAAGUAGCUGAACUUCGAAAAGCAGCUCAGAAAGACCAGGAACAGGAAAAGAAAGAAGUUUCAUUUCAGUGA